CCGCCGGACAACUUCCGGUGUGGCUGCGGAGGUUCGUGGAAGUAAGUGCUGGGUGGCUGCGAGAUGACGACGCUCAGGGCUUUCACGUGCGAUGACCUUUUCCGCUUCAACAACAUUAACUUGGAUCCACUCACAGAAACUUAUGGAAUUCCUUUUUACUUACAGUACCUUGCCCACUGGCCAGAGUAUUUCAUUGUUGCAGAGGCACCUGGUGGAGAGUUAAUGGGUUAUAUUAUGGGUAAAGCAGAAGGCUCAGUAGCCCGGGAAGAAUGGCAUGGGCAUGUUACAGCUCUGUCUGUUGCCCCAGAAUUUCGACGUCUUGGUUUGGCUGCUAAGCUUAUGGAGUUAUUAGAGGAGAUUUCAGAAAGAAAGGGUGGCUUUUUUGUAGACCUUUUUGUAAGAGUGUCAAAUCAAGUUGCAGUGAAUAUGUACAAGCAGCUGGGCUACAGUGUAUACAGGACUGUCAUAGAGUACUACUCAGCCAGCAACGGGGAACCUGAUGAAGAUGCCUAUGAUAUGAGGAAAGCACUUUCCAGAGAUACUGAGAAGAAAUCCAUUAUACCACUACCUCAUCCUGUGAGGCCUGAAGAUAUUGAAUAACCAUGGGCAGUGGUUCUUAGGCUGAGGUCCCAAAUAUUUUAUAGACUAUUAUUUUCUAAUCACUUAAAGACUUCAAGAAAAAUACUGGCUAUAAACUUGUUAUAUCUGUUUUCAUUUAGCAGUAUCAUAGCUGUUUACUGUUAAGAUUCAAACAGGCAGCUAGAUCAGAAGGAAACAUUCCAUCAUCACAGUUCAUAGUAUUCACUGUAUGCUGAGGGAAAACAUUGGUACAAUUUCCUUCAAAAUUCUGUGCCUGAGAGCCACUGCCACACACACAUAUAUAUAUUUUGUAUUGAUCUGUUAAUUGAAACUUUAAAAACAUAUAUGAAAUGUAUAAAUCUAAGAUGUAUAAUAAAGUACAUUUUAAUUCUA
Erinaceus europaeus (western European hedgehog) is the source of this 972-nucleotide messenger RNA. It is a transcript of the gene NAA20, whose product is annotated as N-alpha-acetyltransferase 20, NatB catalytic subunit. The coding region runs from base 64 to 600 and encodes 178 amino acids. The transcript is spliced from 6 exons. Gene Ontology annotation, biological process: N-terminal peptidyl-methionine acetylation. Gene Ontology annotation, molecular function: protein-N-terminal amino-acid acetyltransferase activity. Gene Ontology annotation, cellular component: NatB complex. NCBI's taxonomy places the organism in Eukaryota, Metazoa, Chordata, Mammalia, Eulipotyphla, Erinaceidae. The record is from RefSeq and is a predicted model, not a curated record.